UCUUGACGUCAAGAUUUCCUACUGGAAUCAGUCAACUAUACAGUCUAGUCUAUACCUAGUGGAUCUAGAGCGAACACAUGCUCUGCAGUAGAACGUACAAGUGAAAAUCUCAUCUCGGCCCAGCCAUCACAUCUACAGGCGGCAGCAGUAAGCGUGAGCUCACGCCCUGCCUCGCCAUCGGGUCUUCAAAAGUCCUCCAGCUCAAUGCACGAAAUUCUGACCAUCCAAUGUGGUGAGAGAGCCAACUACUUAGGCACUCACUUCUGGAAUUUCCAAGAGCCGUACUUUCAAGAGUCUGAUAGUGUGCUGGAUCACGAUGUUCUGUAUCAGCAUGGUAUCUCUCCCACUAGCCUGGAGAUCUACCUGCCUCGAGUCCUCAUUUACGACUGUGCCCGCAAUAUGGGCUCGCUGCGCAAGAUCAACCAGCUGUAUGACACUCAAGUCGACACAGAGUCUGGUACAGAAGUUGUGCAGCCUGAGAGCUUUCGCGUCCAUCCUUUUCAAGCCUCGUUGGAUGAAACGCCAGAUUCCUCACAGCUGUCUGACAACAGCGUCCGCUACUGGUCUGACUAUAAUAUGCAAUUUUACCGUCCAACAUCAUACCUGCCUAUCGAUACCACCGCGGUGGAAAGACCAUUGCUCACAUAUGAGCAGGGUAGAGCUGCCUUCAAGGAAAGGAAUGGCCAAGCGAAUGUUAUGGAUGAGGACUUCCGAGCCUUCGCUGAACAAUGCGACCUGAUGCAAGGCUUCAAUUUGAUCUCAUCCACUUGCGAUGGCUGGUCAGGCUUCACUGCAGAAUUACUGCUUGAGAUGGAAGAUGAGUUUCCCAAGCUGAGCAAAUUCUUCGUGGACGCCGGUCGACCGACCAGCAUGCAACACCACUUCAACCGAGCAGAUGCCCUCUUGGUCUGCCAUGACAUCGUCGAUCUGAUCGUCCCAAUAUCUACCAAGACGUCGUGGACAGGUUCUGCUCUGCCUGGAUUGUGGCUGGAUACUAUCACUCUACCGAUGCGUACAAAAGAAAGCCCGUUGCGUCUUUCGGAUCUUUCAUCAUUUUUGUCGCCACACAACAAGAUUUACCAUGCGCAAGCGGGAGAGCAGAGACUCAACGCUGUUCAUGGCAGUGUGCAGAAUAAAUUCGAGGUUGUUCGUGGGGAUGAAGUAUCCCUGACCUCCAAAGUACUUGAAGGAUCCUUGGUGACCACAUUUACACAUCCACAGCAACAGCCAAUGCCAGCCGCCUUUCCAGAAGGCGUGAAAGAGACUUCUUCCAGCCUGUUGCACAUACCGCGUGGUACGCGUGCUUGGUUACGUGACCUUGGGCGCCAUAUCCACCAAAAACAAGGCAGGUCAGGAUAUACCGAGCGCAAGGAUGUUGUCGCUGCCUUGAAGGAGCUCGAGGCUUCCUAUGAGGAAGAAUUUGAACAAAUUUCAGACAUGAGUUCUGACGAUGAUGGCUUUUAGACGCUUUGACCACACACACGAUACCGUUCAAGGUCAAACUAUCUCGAAACACACUUUGCCUGUCUGAGCUAUGACCCAUGCAGCCAGUGCAGUUCCAUUGUAUCAGACCCUUGCUAUACAAGAACGACCGCUGACCUGGAUUCUGUUUUUCGGACAUCAACCAUGCUGAUAGCGAUUUUAUUUGCAUUGUGUGGGUUUGCCACUGCUCUUAAUGAUAAGUCACCAUCGAUUGCAAAUGGAAGCAAGAUCGUCUUCCAAGGAUCACAGGGCCCCGUCAGCCUGAAUCAGUGCAAGUAAGAGUUUUGGUUC
This is a messenger RNA of Protomyces lactucae-debilis, 1773 nucleotides long. Its product is annotated as tubulin domain-containing protein. Bases 205 to 1464 code for a protein of 419 amino acids. Gene Ontology annotation, cellular component: cytoplasm. Gene Ontology annotation, biological process: mitochondrion distribution. The transcript has a single exon. Lineage: Eukaryota; Fungi; Ascomycota; Taphrinomycetes; Taphrinales; Protomycetaceae. The record is from RefSeq and is a predicted model, not a curated record.